This is a messenger RNA of Centropristis striata (black sea bass), 5058 nucleotides long. RefSeq names its product phosphatase and actin regulator 2 (gene phactr2). The coding region runs from base 168 to 2066 and encodes 632 amino acids. The record is from RefSeq and is a predicted model, not a curated record. Lineage: Eukaryota; Metazoa; Chordata; Actinopteri; Perciformes; Serranidae. Gene Ontology annotation, biological process: actin cytoskeleton organization. Gene Ontology annotation, molecular function: actin binding. The transcript has 13 exons.
CAGUGAACCAAGUUUCCAGCUACUCAGCCAUCACGGUCUGAAACUUUUUUUCUGAAAUGCACGCACUCGGCGGCUGCGGACGGGAUUUAAGGGGCGACAGAAGGCCGUGAACUCGGGUGUUGUUUUAGCGGAGGGGGCUCGGUCCGACCGGCCCGGAGCAGCUGAAUAUGGGUCAGACUGCUGUGUCUGCCGUGUCUCAGCCCGCGAGCGUUGAUGGAUUGGAGAAAUCAUCAUCACUGGCCAGCUGUGACGUGGUGGUGGACAGCGCCGCCAAUACCCAGAAUGCCCCUGCAUCACGGCAGCAGCGAGGCAAACUGUCAUCUAUCGGAAAACUGUUCAAACCCUGGAAGUGGAGGAAGAAGAAGACCAGCGACAAGUUCCAGGAUCUCUCCAAAGUUCUAGAGAGAAAAAUCUCCACCAGACAAACGAGGGAGGAGCUCAUCAAGAAAGGAGUUCUCAUCCCUGACCAAGAGGAAACGAUCAGCAGUGAAAAUCUGAAUGGCCAUGCCACACCAAGUGUGACAUCAGAGGAGGUUAAAGUUGACAUUGAGUCUCCAGAAACGGCGCAGGGGGAACAGGCCACGGCACCCGCUAGCACUGAGGACAAAUCAGAGAGGUCCGAAACUAAGUCCCUCGCCCGGGGAAAGCAGGUGCGACCUCGAGACGCACAAGCUAAAAAACAGCAAAGUGCCACUCUGCCCGCCUCUUCCAAAGCGGCUAGUAACGCUGCAGCUACAACCAAGCACAGAGACGGUGCAUCGGGGACUAAAAAGACUGCUAAAACCACAGGCAAGACAGGCUCAUCCACUCAAGCUAAAGCUAACCUGCGAAGCACUAACAACACUAGUCGAGGGAUUGUCAAAUCCUCCCAGCCAAAGAAGACAGGAUUAACAACAAAAACCACCCCCGCCUCCACCUCCACCUCCACCCCUCGUUCUCGUGUGUCUAAGGACUCCGCAGCACAGACUGAGGGGACCGAUUCAAGGACCAACCGGAAAUCAAACACUCCCAACUCUUCCUCCGUACCUCAAAAGACCCCCGCAGAGACUCCUAGCCAGCCUGGGGAGUUAAAAUCCUCGCCCCUUUCCUCAGAUACCAAAACUGUCUCAUCUAAAGCUUCAGGCAAUGAACCAGAAGGAACUUCUCAACAUGCUCUAGAGCCUAAAUCUACUCCCAAUGCCUCUGCUGUGGGCAAGGAGGCCCACAAGGGUCCUGAACCCUCUGUCCUGUCCCCUCACAUCAACACUGAUACAGAGGACACUUCCUUCACAGAGGGAGAGACUGGCAGCAGCUCUCAGGGGGGGAAACGGGGGAGAACGGGAGGGGAGGGAGGAGAAGGAGAGAAGGCAGGAGAAACAGAAUCUACCAGGGAGAACAGCCCGAGGUCUGGGGAAGGCCAAGCUGAAAGGUCACAGGGCCUCAGUGUGAACACGGAGCAUGCCGAGGUGACGGUGAUCCCUGACAGGCCGAGAGACAGCCAAACAAGCGACUCUGACUCAGACGGACCAAUCCUGUACCGCGAUGAGACGGAAGAUGAAGAGGAAGACGAGUACACAACCAGCGCUCUGGCCAUUAAGAUCCGCCGACGAGACACCCUGAACAUCAAGCUGGGGAACCGACCCAGCAAGAGAGAACUGGAGGAGAAAAACAUUCUGCCGCGCAGCUCCGAGACGGAGAGACAUGAGCUCCGCCAGCAGAUAGGCAGCAAACUAGUCAGGCGCCUGAGCCAAAGACCCACCACAGAGGAGCUGGAACAGAGAAACAUCCUUAAGCAAAAGAAUGAAGCAGAGGAGCAAGAAGCCAAGCAAGAGAUUAAAAGGAGACUCUCCAGAAAGCUGAGUGUGAGGCCUACAGUGGCAGAGCUCGUCGCCCGCAGGAUCCUGCGUUUUAAUGAGUAUGUGGAGGUAACGGACGCCAAGGAUUAUGACCGGCGGGCGGACAAACCCUGGACACGGCUUACUCCAGCUGACAAGGCUGCUAUCCGUAAGGAGCUGAACGAGUUUAAGAGCCGAGAGAUGGAGGUUCAUGAAGACAGCAAACAGUUCACCAGAUUCCAUCGGCCCUAAACACUCUCACUGCCAGCUGGACGUCAGCACCACAAGCUCUCUGAUCCACCGCUCCCAGCAGUCUCCCGGCCCUCCAGACCCUCAGUACACAGCUCAGUCCAUUUGGGAUCCUCUUGCACCUGAUGACAUGUAUUUCUGUCUCUAGUGACAGCUGAAGGUGUGUCUUAAGGCCUCGGCCAUCCAUGGACACCAGUGAAGCAUUUGCACAUAUCUAUAGUCAGAACAGUUGUGUGCGUAGUGCGCUCUGAGAAGAUUAUUUAUUUUAGAAGGCCAGAACCUGUUGGUUAAUGAUGUUUUUUGUUUGUUUGUUUUGGUUCCCUUCAGGCCUCGUCAUGAGAGCCUCCGGGGAGGAAAAAUGAGCAAAAUUACCCUCUUAGUAAUGAAUGUGGCUCAGUUUUACUUAAGAGAUUGUGUUCUUGCCAAGGUAUGCCUUGUCAUAACCUGCCAAAUGGCCAUAUAUGGGCAUCCUCCUAGGACAGGAAGUGGGAGUGAUUGGAUAGCAGCGUGCUGAUGUCAGCACCGAUGUCACAGAUCAGAGGGGAGGAGAGGCAGUUUGUUCUGCUCCGAUGUGCCUCUCGGAGCCGAAUCUGAAAUACUGCAGCUCAGUAUGAGACAUAUUUAAAGUAAAUUGCCACUAGAGGGCAAUAUAUCAUAAGAGUUAUAGGCUAGGAGGAUGAGGUUGUGUAUGUAGAUGAAGAAUAAUCUGCCAGUGUUAUAUUUAUGACUGCUUUAGCUUGGGGAUCGGUGGGCACCUGAGGCUCUAAUAGAAGUGCAAUGGAAAUCACUCAAAUUCUAGCCAAUCCCUCAACACUCCUCCUGAUGAAACACGAUGACCGUUCAUCUUCACAUAUCUUGUGUUGAGUUAUUAAGUGCAAUCCUCUGAUCACAAAGUGCUGGACUUGCUGUCUGGAGGAUUUCGACUUUGUAGGUUUUUGGCUGGAGCUCUUACUCAGAGUGCCAAAGAAAAAGCAGGGAUUUGAUUGUAUGUUGGUCUUCUGAUUUUUAAGUUUUGAUUUUGUUUGGAGGCGUAUGUGUAUAGAGUUUCACAGCUGAAGCAAUCAACAGUCCUCUCGAACAAGACGAGAGGUACUUUAUUUUUAAUUUCCUUGAACAUGCAAUUUUAUCUCUCUGCCUGUGAGGAGAGACUUCCUGACAAGUGGUCCUUUUGCACCUCGCCCUAACAUGCACAUUGACUCCCCUUGGUAAAAAUCUCUUUUGAACCUGAGAAUUUAAAGGAAUUCUUCAACUCUUGGAAAUAAACUAAGGCUGAAAAAAUGUAUUUACUCAGCUCAAACUCAAUCUGCAGCUAUAUUUGUUAUCUAUUAGUAAUUUCAGUGAUUUUUUUAAAGGAAAAAAAUUGCUGAGCUGGUGGUGCUUUAUGCUGUUUUUAUCCUAAAAGACAUUAAACUGAAAACAAUUAAAAUCAAAGUUGAUUAUGUCAACUAUGUGAAGUUAUUAAGGACAUUUUCUAUUAUAUUGUUACAUUUGUGCACUUAUUCACUUUCUUGCUGAGUGUUAGAAUGAGAAAGUCAAUACCACCAGCUGGCGAUUAGCUUAGCUUAGUUUAGCUUAGCAUAGACACAGGGCGCAGGGGAAACUGUUAGCCUGGCUCUUUAUAUUUCUGUUUUUAUACACAUUAAAAGACAAGGUGUUUAUUAAGAGGUGCUGGUAGACUUUUUUAUCCAUUGAACAGAGCCAGGGUCGCUAUUUCCCCUUGUUUCCAGUCUUUAUGCUAAACUAAGCUAAAUUCCUGUUGCUUUAUAAAUAGCCCAAAGUCAUGAGUUGUAUCAGUCUUCUAAUCUAGCUCUCAAAAAAUGAGAAACAAUAACCACGAACUAAAACAAGAGUAUUUUCCAAAUGGUUGAACUUUUUCUUCUUCUUCUUCUUCUUCUUCAUUUCUUUAGUAUUUCAAGGCAAAACUAAAAUAUCGUUUGUUAUGUAACCAUGAUUCCAAAACACUUGGGAGUCUAAGCAGCACAUAGUGUGUCUUAUCUGAUUUUAUAUUCCAAUUCUUUUUUGGAUUACAUUUGGCAUUUUGUGCACUCUUGGAAAGCUGUUUUAGUCUGGAUUUAUUUUUAUUUUAGCAGAUUAAAUACAAAUUGGCUGCAGAACAAAUUAAGGUCACUCAAGAGGAGGUGAAUGUUAGACAUGUAUACAUUUAGAAACAAAGAAAUUAAGUGUGUGUGAAGAUUUACAGUUUCUAAGCAUCGUAGCUGAGGUGGUCAUUUCAAUCAUUAUCACCUUUAUGCAUUUAUAGAUUUUCUGCUUCAGAGUGCUCUAAAGACUCAAAUGUAUGUUAAUGAAAAAUGUAAAAGGGCAUCCAUUAAUAAUGAUUUAGUUUUGUGUGAAUGCCAGAACGUUUCACUGAGCAAUCAGAAAAGGAAAGUCAGAGGUGAAAUGUAGAAGGACAGAGAACUUGCACUUAUUGCUUUCUAAAAUAUUUUAGGACUUAUAUUAGAAGCUGGUACAGAAAAACAUGCUGUGGCCAUUCUUAUAAAAACUAAACAACAGCAUAUUUUUCUUCCCGGCAUAUUUGGGCUCUACAGGAGAUGUUGGCUAGAAAAUGAUUGACAGAUUGAGCUUGCUGACGUCCAAAGGCUUGUGUUCUCAUAACGGACCUCCAACCUCCACAACACUUGUCAUUCUUUCAGCUAGUAACUGAAAAGGACAGAUUUCUUCUUUCUGCUUCUGAAUGUGCGUAGGUUGUAACAUAAAAUUGAUGUACAGCGAUAGAAAAGAGAACCAACAGUAUUCAUUCAUGUCAAUGUCUAUGUUGUUAUAUAUAUUGAUUAUUUUGUACAUAAUGUAUAUCAAGCAUGUGCAUACAUUGAAAUCAAUUUUAUUACCAAUAUGAUAAAUUAGAACUUUGAUGUGACUGUUUUAAGCUCUGAUUUUAGGUGUCUUCUUUUAUAUUUAUAUAUAUAUAUAUCCCCAAACAAUAAUACUGAAGUGCACAGCUCAGUCCUGCUGUUUCUCGGCAGCAUAUUGACCA